Molecule: messenger RNA, 1867 nt
Organism: Tricharina praecox
Lineage: Eukaryota; Fungi; Ascomycota; Pezizomycetes; Pezizales; Pyronemataceae
Product: ferric reductase like transmembrane component-domain-containing protein
Exons: 1
Coding region: 372-1760 (462 amino acids)
Biological process (GO): iron ion transport; intracellular iron ion homeostasis; copper ion import
Cellular component (GO): plasma membrane
Molecular function (GO): ferric-chelate reductase activity
Source: RefSeq, a predicted model, not a curated record
GUACGAGUAUAGCAGUAUCAGAUCCUCCACGAUGCUAUCAGAUCCUCCGCCUGCGCCCGCCGACGACGACGAAGUCCGCCGCGCCAUUGCCGCGUUCGUCGAGCAGCGCAGCUGGAACUUAUACUACGGGUGUGCAUAUCCUCCCGGCUCCCGAGAGAGGUGGUGACAGUUAACGAAGCACCCCCCGCAGUAUCCUCCUCAACGUCCUGUUCCUGCUGGUCGUUGUUAUCCGACAUAUCACAAAACACCUGCAUCUGCUUAUCCCGCGGGUAUCACUCUACAAUCCCACGCACCACGCACGGGCGUUCACCCCACUCCCACGGGCAGCAUGGAGCGCCUUCACCUUACCGACCGCACCGCAAGCGCUCGCGAUGGUGCUGACCACUAUGAUAACCGCCGUGGUCAGCUGCACAUCCUACUCGCAGGACAUCUACGUGCCCAACCCGCUUUUCACGACCACAACGUCGCAGUACCUGCGCUACAGCGCGAACCGCACCGGCGUGCUCUCCUUCGCGCUGCUGCCGGCACUGGUCCUCUCCGCCGCCCGCAAGAACAUCCUCGCCCACGCUACCGGCUGGAGCCUCGACUCGUGGAACGUCUUCCAUAGGUUCCUGGGAAGGCUGGCUGCCGUGCUGACCGCGGUCCAUACCGUGCUGUUCUGUGCGUACAUUGUGGAGCGCGGGGAGCGCUUCGCGCCUCAGUGGAGGCUGCAGUAUUGGUGGGGUGGCGUGGCCGCCGGUGUCGGCAUGCUGUGGCUCGCUGGCCCGCCGAGUGUGAGGUGGGCAAGGAGGCGCAGCUAUGAGGUUUUCCUCUGGGGACAUGUGCUGGCCACGCUGGUGGUGGUGUAUACGUGUGCGGUGCAUGUGUUCUGGGUGCUGAGUGUGGAGUGGCUGUGGGCUGCCGCGGGGUUGUGGCUGCUGGACCGGGGGCUACGGCUGUGGCUGGGUGUUGGUGGGGGCGAGUGCGAGGGGAUAGCGCAGACGCGGGGGGAUGUGGUACGGCUCCAGGUCACGGUGCCGGCGAAGUCCGUGGGCGAUGCGAGGCCGGGACUGUUUUUCCACCUGCGAUUUCCAGGGCUGCGCUGGGGCGAGAGCCACCCCUUCUCUGUCGCGCACGUGAAGCGGCUGGGCGACUCUGUCACCUCCGUCGCAUCAUCGGAGGCAACAUCGCUCCUUCCAACGUCUGGCGGAAAACACAAUGGGAGGUUGCAGCUCACAUUCAUCAUCCGCCCCUACUCGGGCAUGACGAAGGCACUGCACGCCUACGCCGCCACUCCGUCCACCGGGUCCGCACUGAGUGUGGGCGUUGAGGGCCCGUACUACCACCACAUCCCGCUGCCACCACGCACGCUCUUCCUUGCCGCCGGCGUCGGGAUCGCGCUGGUGCUGCCGUAUCUCCGCGCGGAGCCGCAGGAGGCACACUGGGUGCUGGGGAGAUCGGAGGAUCUGUGGGCGCUGCAGAGCGUGCUGGAGGAGACUCCCAAUCGCGGGCUCGAGGGCUUGAGGGUUUGGUUAACGUUUAGGGGACGGCCAGAGAUGCAGAUUCUGCGAGAAUUGGCCAGGGUUGGUGCCAGAGUCGUGUGGGAAAGGCUGCCGAUUCGCGAUGCGGUUGAGGCGUGGGUCGGAGUCGGUGCGAGCGGUGAGGGGAAGACGAGGUUGGCCGUCAUGGCGUGUGGGCCGGAGAGGUUCUUGGAUGCGUGUAGGAGUACGGUUGGGGCGUUUGAAGGGGUGGAGUAUUGGGAGGAGGUUUCGACGAAGUAAGACGUUGUGUGAAGAUCUGGGUGUAGAUAUAGACUGCGUACAUACUUUAGCCGUCGUGUAGUUGAAAGAAAGUUACGGUUUUGAUGGGCGGAGUAUCCGAACUGUGG